AUGGCGAACGCGCGACUGAAACAGGCGCGGCGCCGCACCACGUCCCAGAGCUCGAACGCCUCGUCACCAGUCGCUGCUUCAACGGCGCACACGCAGCCACUCGAAGUAGCGGACGAAACCGCGUCUGUCGCUCCCCAGGAGUCCAUGUCCGACGCUCAGAGCGAGCGCGCAGCGCUCGAAGUUGCCCUUCAAGUGCGGAAACGUACUUUAGCGGAUCAACUGCAAGCCCUAACCCUGGGUAAACCCCUUGCUAGAAUCCCGCUACCGGGCUGCGACGCGGCGGGGCGACGCGUCGAGCGCUUCCAUCGCGACUUCUUGCUCCAGGAGAUGGAGUGGAUGGCCGCCGACUUUAGUCAAGAGCGCAAGUGGCGCAUGCGCAACGCCAAGGCGCUGAGUCAGGCGCUGGUGUCGUACUUAAGUCGACAAGAAGCGCGGCUCGUGCGGCAGCAGAAGCGCGACGACGUGGCGCGACGACGAGCGGCGGCGCGCGUGGGGCGCGAAGUGAAGAAGUUCUGGAGCAAAAUCGACAAGAUCAUUGCGUUCAAAGUGAAGCUUGGGGCUGAGGAGCUGAAGCAGCAGCAGAUGCAGACGCAGCUCAAGCAGCUGGUGGAGCAGACGGAGAAGUACGCGAACGCGUUGGCGGCCAGCUUCCAGGAGGGACGAGAGGAGGAAGAGGAGCGGAAAGUUGGAGAUAGAGAUGGAGAAAUAGGUGGAGGGAGUGGGGAAGAGAUUGGGAAAGAAGAGAGUCAGGAUGGGGCUGUCGGAGACGCUGACUUUGUGUUGACGAGACGGGACGAGGAGAACGAGGCAGAAGAUGAAAGUACGAUUGACGAGGAGGAGAAAUUGGCGCGGGAGAGCGGUGUGUCUGGCAGUGCUGAUGAGUUGCGCCUGUUGAAGGAGGAGAGCGAAAUGUCGAUUGAACAACUUCGAGCUCGAUACAUGAAUGCGUCGGAUGGUGCACAGUCGAGUGGUGGUGAUGAUGAUGAUGAUGUUCUUGAGAGUGAUGGAUCUGAGGACCGACAGGAUGCUGGAGAGACCAAUCGACAGGAGGAGAGGAGUCUUGAAGAAAGUCACGUAGACGUGGCUGAUGCUGUCACGUUAGAUAGAGUUGUACCAGAAGCGCCAUCGGCAGCAAGAAAGAGCGGGUACAAGCGGCCGUAUCUGCUGACGUCCCGGUUGAAUUUACGAGAGUACCAAGAAGCUGGUGUGAAUUGGCUCGUCAGCAUGUGUCAGCGACGUAUAAACGGCAUUCUUGCAGAUGAAAUGGGUCUUGGCAAAACUAUUCAGACAAUUUCACUUUUAGCACACCUUGCUUGGGCUCAGGGGCUCUGGGGGCCUCACCUGAUUGUAGUACCCACGAGCUGUCUUGUGAACUGGGAGAUGGAGUUCAAACGUUGGUGUCCGGCUUUCAAGGUGUUGACGUAUUUUGGGUCAGCGAAACGUCGCAAAGAGCUCCGACAAGGAUGGUCGAAGCAGAAUGCGUUUCAGGUGUGCAUUACUAGCUACCAGCUUGUGGUACAAGAUGCGCACUGCUUCAAGCGAAAGAAGUGGUAUUACCUAAUCCUUGACGAAGCACACAAUAUUAAGAACUGGAAAAGUCUACGAUGGCAGACGUUGCUGACUUUUAGCUCGCAGCGUCGUCUGUUGCUAACGGGAACGCCGCUGCAGAAUAAUUUACUGGAGCUCUGGGCUCUCAUGCAUUUUCUUAUGCCACAUGUGUUUGCGUCUCGCAAAGAGUUUACUUACUGGUUUCAAAACCCAUUAGCGUUAAUGGUGGAGAACAGUAGUGAUGCAGCCCAGUCGGAGAAUAAUGGUGUCAAGGGUGGGAAGGACUUAGUAACACAGCUGCACGGUAUUAUUCGGCCAUUUGUUUUGCGUCGACUAAAGAAAGAUGUGGAGAAACAAUUGCCGGGCAAAUUUGAGCACGUGAUUACGUGCCAGCUGUCCAAGCGACAGCGAUACUUGUACGAAGAUUUCAUUUCGCGGGGCAGUACUCGCCGCGCAAUGUUUGGCCGCAGAAAAGGUCGGGGUGCUAAUUUUAUGAGCAUGAUGAAUGUCCUCAUGCAGCUGCGUAAGGUGUGCAAUCACCCGGACUUGUUCGAGCCGCGUCCGAUUGCAUCUCCGUUGGAUAUGCCGAGUAUCCAUGUGAACGUGCCCUCACGUUGCGGUUACUUGGUUGCUGAAACCGUAAACGAGCGUCCGCGCGUGGCACAUUGGACCGGGAGUAAUUUACCUGGUCUGGAGUUGUUGCGGAGCGAAAAGUUUACUUCUAAGCUACGAAGGGAACUUUUCUUCUAUGACGUAAGUGCACCACUUCCAGAUCAAACUGUCGGGGCUGUACCGCCAGCAUAUGUUGGAAACAACGAUAUUGUCCAACGAAUUAUUCGGCUAGCAGCCAAGCGUCGGAAGUAUUGGGAGAGUAAGCGUGCAGGUGUUGCACAGUUUCAGAAGAUCCGCUUUGGGCUGUAUCUGGAUGAACCUGUGUUUGGAAGCGAUCUCAUUCGAGUUUGCACAAUGCCAACUUUCAUCUCAUCAGCGAUGGAGGUCCAUAUACAUCGUGCUCGGCCUCGUCUCGGCUACCGGCAACCAACACUGGCUCUGCAAGCUAUGGUCCGUAGCCCCGAGGAGAGACUGUUGUCACUGCAGUCCACAGUUAAUAAAUCAGUUUGCUAUGUGCCGAAGGCUCGUGCGAGGCCCGCUCGUGUCACGUAUGGGGGUGGUGGGUUUGCUUACGACAAUAACUUUGUAUUGUCACGCAAAUCCCAUGCUGAUGAGCUUGAGGCGAGCGACGUCCGGGACGUGGCACAUCGUAUACUGGCACCGUAUCAUGACUCGUUCAAGCGCACGCAGUUGUUCUUUCCCGAUAAGGCGCUGGUUCAAUUCGACUGCGGUAAACUUCAGCAGCUCGCAGUGCUUUUGCGUACAUUGAAACAUGGUGGCCACAGAUGCCUUAUUUUCACACAAAUGAGCUCGAUGCUGAACAUUCUGGAAGUAUUUUUAAAUUUACACGGCCACACGUACUUUCGUUUGGAUGGUGCGACAAAGGUGGAGAAAAGGCAGAUGCUCAUGGAGCGGUUCAAUCGUAACGAGAAAAUCUUCUGCUUUAUAUUGAGCACGCGAAGUGGUGGCUUAGGAAUAAACCUUACAGGUGCAGACGCUGUGAUCUUUUACGACUCAGACUGGAAUCCUGCUAUGGAUGCACAGGCUCAAGACCGUGCUCACCGCAUCGGUCAGACGCGUGAUGUGCAUAUUUAUCGCCUUGUGAGUGAGCACACGGUAGAAGAAAACAUUCUUCGUAAAGCACAGCAAAAACGACAUUUAGACUUUCUGGUGAUGUCAGAGGGGCAGUUCACCACCGACUUUUUCUCGAAGGCCAGCUUACGGGAGCUCAUGGUCGGUAGUUCAGGUGAAGAACGUGAGGAUGUUGAUGCCAAGUCUGAAGUUGACGACGGGAGUUCAGACGAGGAUAUAGGUGAUGAGAAUGAGGUGUCUCUUGAUAUUGUAGAAAACACUAUGGCACAACUAGAAGACGAGGAAGACGUUGUAGCAAUGAAAGGUGCGCGGGCAGAGUAUUUGCAAGAACAGCGUGAAUUCGACGAAGAUGCGGAAAGCAACGUUGCAUCUCCCCGUACGAAGGGGCCGAUAAGUCAUGGCGAGGGAAUUUCGUCAUCGAGGCCUUCUACUCCAUCGUCGGUAUCGGUGAGCACUGCAGCGAGUGAAAAAGGUGACAGCGAAGACGGUGAGUUCGAAGACGAGAAUAGAGCUGACGAGGACACAACGGAAGAAGAUUACGACCGGCCGUCGAAAAGAACAGACACGUGCGAUGUCGAUGGGUUGGAUCAGGGUGAGAGUUGCGAAGAGAAUGGUCAGGCAAGUCGGAAACGGCAGCGUGACAGUUCAAGUGGUCACAAAACAACGACGACGAAGCGUCUAAAGUUUAUCGAAUCUAACGAUCAAAAUGAAAAGCAUGGUGAAAAGGUGCGUGAGAGGGCGCGCGAUGCGGCCGAGGAGCGGAAGUUACAGGCUUGGAAGGCGUCUGUGCAAUCGCUACACGGAUUCGAGGACUCGUUGAAUUCAGUCGAUCGCUACGCGCUACACUUUCGGGAAGAUGUGGAUCCUUUGUAUGCAUGUACUCCAUCCCAGCAAGCUGCAGCGCUUGCUGGAAUCGAUGUCAACCCUUCUGCAACUACGCUAUUGGAAGACAUAGAGCGAACCGAGGCGGAAAAACGAGAAGAAGAGGCACGACUCAUCGCAGAAGGUGAGCUGAUCGUUGGUCAUAUGGACUGUAGUGAUGACACUGGAUCGGAGCAGAUGGCAGAAUAUUACACGGAACUUUACCGACGUGAGCGCGCGCACGUGCUCUUUGAACAGCGUAAACGUCUUCUGACAGGAGCAGCGUGGACGCUCAUGAAGUGCGCAAAGACUGGCAAGCCGUUUUACUUCAACACUGAUACGCGUGAAGCUAUGUGGGAAUGCCCUGCUGUUCGGGUCGCCAACGAGCAGUUCAAGAGUGCGCGGGGGAGGGGAUACGAAGGUCUGCCGCCACCGGCAUUGCUUCGUGUGCUAUCGAUGCUGGACCCGUUCCCUGAGCGCUACCGCGUUCAGAUGGUUUGCCGCACCUGGCACGUCGCGGCGCAGCACCAGUCAUUGUUUGUUAAGGUUUCUGCGAGCGACUACGGCCCAGGAUCGUCGGCAUCUUUGGCCAAAGUAUUAGCGAACGUAGCUUCUGGUGAAACUGUGCUUUUCAGUCCGGGGGUAUAUCAGCUUGAUGAACCGGUGGAAAUAUCGAAAUGUUUGAAGCUACUGGCGGCCUCGGAUGCGCACGUUGAACUGCAAAUGCACUCUCGUCGUGCGCAGCUGCGUUGGAGCGCUCGUGGUGGAGUUAUUUGUGGUUUUCACUUCACGCGGGCUAGCAGUACUUGUGAUGUAGCCGCACCUGACGAAAAACCAAGUUCGAAUUUCACGGAAUCGGUGGCCACAGUCAAAGAAAGCAGGCGUGCGGUACGAAAACGUGAUAAGAAGCUGUGCAACUGGCAGAAUCUAUUGCGAGUUGCGGGGGACGGACAGUUGCGCGUAGAGUACUGCGAAUUCGAUGGAAAGGGUUUGGGUAACGCUUGCAUAUGUGUGUGGGGUUGUGGCGAAACAAAAAGGAAACGAUUAAAACGGAAGAGGGCCCGGUACACGGAUGCCGGGGCGAUUUCGACCUCGCAAUCAAACACAACCGGAGCUUUUAGUGCGAUGUCUCCGGCUUCGGCCACUCACAGAAUGGUUGCACCUACAACGUUUGUGUCCUUGCCAGCAGCUCCUACUGUUGUGGCUUCUACGUCACUCAAAUCGCUGGUCGCUUCGUCAUCGGCAAGCAACGCGCUGCAGACUGCUGUAUCAACGACUAUUGCCCCAGCGAUUGGUAAGCCGCGUGUUGCCACUCCGAUCACAACAGUCCCGGGCGUUGCCGCAACGAACACUCCGAUUACGACAUCGCAGAUCACCACUCAGGCGACUGUUGCAGCAAUUGCCAGACCCAGUGUUUCCAUGCCAGUGGUGGCUGCAACACCGCCGGCACCAAUUACGUCGGUGGCUUCUGCCUCAGUGGCUCCGAAACCACGAGGUGACACACCUUGUUCCUCUGUGACAAUUACUCCACAAAAUGUAAUGACUCCACCUUGUCCAGUAGCCGAUACAUCGUUGGUACUACACAACUGUCGUGUACGUGGUGCUGGGAGUUCUGGUGUGCUCCUCGUGCGUGGGUCACUGGUCAUGUCGCUAAACACCGUCGAAGAUAAUGCACACUCGGGUGUCACUGUUCUGGGUGGACAGGCAUUGCUACGGCUAAAUAAGAUUCAGCGAAAUGCUCGGUUUGGCUUGAGAUUGCUGUAUCACGCCGGAAGUGUGAUUAUUGAGGACAAUGUGGUGUUUGACAAUGCCUGCGGGAACCUCGAUGUGGACAAUUCCGGUCGGCGUUUUGUUGUUCGCAUGAAUGAAAUGGAUAAGGGUAAAAAGUCCUCAGAAAGGAUGCCGCAUUCGCAUGGGAAGCUGCGUCUAAAGACUUAUUCUGUGGUAGAAAAGGAAGUACCACAUACUACGACCCCAGUUGCGAAGCCUGCUACCAGCACCGCCGCUGAAUACUGGAAGAAGCAACUGGCCGCUAGCGCCGCAGCUUCGUCAGCGACACCCAUGUCAAGUUUGACCGCAACCAAGGCAGACCCUGUCGUUACUGCUAACGGUGCGAUGACUGCCGGGAUCCCGAUGAGUUUUAUGCGACCUGUAGUAUUUCCUCAAGGGUCUAACCAUUUGCGAGUCGCACACCUUCCGAUAGGGUUUGCAUCGCUGGGUACGGCGAUACCAUCUAUGACACUGAAUCGAUCUACGACGACGACCGCAGCAAGUGUACAGCGCCUUGCAAGUGCUGAUGGAACUUCUGGUAUUACAAGCAAUGUCCCAGCAAGACCUGAACUUCUGUUCGGAGCCGCAAGCGCACCCACUGCUUUGAUACGUGCUACUUCCUGUAUUGAGCCUUCGGAGCAACAUUGUCGACCUAGAACAAAGCAAGUCGUCGUGGGUGGCCGCGAAAUUAUUUUGCGAGAUACGUGCGAGAAGCCUACCGAGAAGGUUGUGAAGCCACGACGCUCUAAGGACCCCCAGGCGGAAGUAUUAGGGUCUGCCAAUGUGCAACAGAUGACUUCACCGUCCGCACUUCAGGCUAAUUUCACCCCUGGUUCGACUGCUGCAGCAGUUGCAGCAGCAAUGGGGUCACUGAUGGCUAACUCAGCCAAGCUACAAGCGGCUGCCUCGCGAUUGCAGCUGGGAAUGGGAUCAUCAGGGAAUAAUAUGUCAGCGAAGCCUCCGAUGAUCGCACCAUCGGCUAUUGGUAUGAAAGCUGUACCACCAAAGCCGACGGUAGCAUGUACGGCACGGACAGCGCAGGCACAUGGUGCUGUACCGGCGACUGUAAAUUCUGUAGCACCGAAGUCGUUUACGCCGAACGUAUCAUUGGCGCAGACCAGUGCUACUCCGUCAAUCGCGACAAAGUCAGUGGUGGCGAUGUCAUCGAACGCCGGCGCGAUGCCUGCAACGCCGAAGCCAGCAGUUGCUAUGGUGCCAAUGGCAAAGACAGCAGUGGUUGCACCGUCGACGGCAUGUUCAAAACAAUCGACACAGUUGAAAUGUGGGGAGAAACGAACGAUCGACGUUGCCGGAAUAGAAGCAAAAGUGGUGGAUAUAAAGAAGGGAAGGACACUCGGUGGUGGCAUUGGUCAGCCGGAAAACAAGUUUAGUAAAACUGAAGAAAGCGGGAGCGGCCUGAAACCAUGA
Peronospora matthiolae is the source of this 7311-nucleotide messenger RNA. The record is from the annotation of a GenBank genome assembly. NCBI's taxonomy places the organism in Eukaryota, Oomycota, Peronosporomycetes, Peronosporales, Peronosporaceae.